UGUCUUUAUUUUUUCAGAAGGAGCUGAAGAGGAAGACAAAAACAGCAGGUUAAAGCCAGGACGAGGAGGCAAACACCAACUCUGUCAAUUAUCCUAUUUUGUACAAGUUUUCCUUCAGGACACAGAGAUGGACCGGUGGAGCUGCAGCGUCUUUGUGGUGUUUUUUCUUUGUGGAGCUUUUAUCAGAGAAGCACAUCCGGCUACUAUAUCUGAUGUCGGGGGACACAAAAGCUCUCAAAGACACCUGCUUCAGAAUGACGAUCACCCAAACAGUAAUAGCACUGACAUGAGAAUGGCAACCAACCCAGAUGGGGACUCAAAGCCUUUGGACUGGUCCUAUCUGGCUGCAGGACUGGGCACAGCUCUCACCGUUUCACUCCUCAUCGUAGUGACUGUCAAGUUUCGCCUCUUCCAUCGCUUCUUGGCCAGCUACAGGCACUCUCUGCUCGAGGAGACUGACGGGGUCAGCCAGUAUGGCCAGGAGGAUGUGUCCUUUCCUAACAGUGUGAUGGGUAGAAUGGGAACAGUUGGAAGGACUCUGGAUGACGAUGAUGAUGGCUUCAUAGAGGAUAACUAUAUUCAGGCCAGUGAGAAAGACAGGGCAGAGAGAGAAAGAGAAGAGGAGGAGGGAGGGGAAGAGACAGAAGACAGUGACGAGGAUCUUGAAUUCACUAUUGGGUGAUUAGAUACAGGGACUAAAAAACAGCUCGUAUAUAGCUAAGAUAAAAAUGACACUAUAGAGAAGAUGAUUCGGAACCUUUCUGGUUUGUGACCCCUUAAAAUGAAUCAUUGUCCGCUGGCAACCUCUUGUCACCCCUUGUAUAUGUCUAUGAACUGUCACUCAUGAACCGGUCACACCAAAGAGAGAUCCACUAAAAAUGCCUUAUAUUGUUUCAUUUAAAUAAUAGUUACAGGUCAGAAUAUCUAUUGAUCACAAAAUGUUUUCUAUUCUAUUUAAUAAUUUCCUCUAAGAUUAAUGUGUGACCCCUUGGAGAGAUUCUGCACAGUAGAUGUAAGAUUGAUGUUAAAACUGAAUGAGCCACAGCUCCCAAAGCUGGAAAACUGCACAUUUUAAUAGUAUGAUGUGGUGAAAGUAAUAACCAAAAUGUGAAAACAGACAUAAAAUGUUACUGCUUGUCACCGAGUUCAUUUGAGUCUGUAGUUGUAAGCACAUCCCAUCACAAACUCAUCGAAGGAAAAAGUAGAGAUUAUAUAGAGACACUGGAUUAUAGAUCUUAAAACUUUAUUGGAUUGAAACAAGCAAUGUUUUUACCAUACUUGGUCUUGACUACACCUUGCUGAUCACAUUUAAUUAUUUCAUUUAAUGUAAACUCUAACUAUUCUCCAAAAAGAUCAGUUAAAGUCAGUGUAAAAUAAGAAUAAAUAUAGGUUCUGAGUUUGUCAGACCAAAGAAGAAAGUAUUAUUAACCACCCAGCCAAAUUUGAAUAAUUAAACAUAUCGACAAGUUCAUGAAAUAAGGUGUAAAAUCAGGUAAAAAUGAGCAGUAAUCUCAGCUCCAGGACUGUGAGGGCGUGUUCAAUGAAUGUGCUAAAGCCACGUCAACUUGCGUGAGACGUCAAGCAGCAAUUUUGAAGUGACUGAAACGUGUCAGAUGAGUUCAGAAAAUGACAUGACUAAGUUUGAAACACUCUGCUAGGUGUGCAGGGGUAUGCUCAGGGUCAUCGAGUCAUCCUUUAGCAUCACCCGAAAAAAUCCUGGACUGAAAACUGGUGAAAAACUGUUUUAACCUCUAACUCCACAGUUCAGUAGUAAAUUACGUCUUUUCACAAGUUUUCAGCAACUAUUUUCCAACAUAUUUAAUGUAUUUUGAAACAAAUCUCAGGAAUUUACACUGACUUUAGGAUUUUCCUUUUAUGCAGAAUUUAAGCUGUUCCCAUUAAAACUCAAAUCUGUAAGAUUUUUGAAUUUAGAUAUUGAGCUUGUAUGUAUAUGUAAGUUGUUGGAAAUUGCUGUUCACACAUGCUAAUGAGAAUACAUGCCAAUCACAUGAGUAAGUAAAGUACUCACAUUUAGUUACAAAUGCAAGGUUGGUUGAUUUUGACAGUGGAUCAACAACAAAGACGGGAAACAUCCUGAUACUUCAUCUGUGUAGUAGUCUGAACAUGCAGAAGUUACAUCUUAAAAAGUGUCCAAUGAGUGUAAGGUAGCAGAAAGUAUUUGAAUACAUUUACAUGUAUAGUAUGAAAUUGUUUUAUUUGAAAUGCACUUCAUGAAUAAAUUCAUAUUCAUUCAUUCUUCC
This is a messenger RNA of Larimichthys crocea (large yellow croaker), 2261 nucleotides long. Its product is annotated as leucine-rich repeat-containing protein 19-like. Bases 128 to 682 code for a protein of 184 amino acids. NCBI's taxonomy places the organism in Eukaryota, Metazoa, Chordata, Actinopteri, Sciaenidae. The transcript has 3 exons. The record is from RefSeq and is a predicted model, not a curated record.